GGCUUCCCGGAAGCAGGCGCGGGCCGGGCUGGGUGCCGGGGCCGAGCGCCGCGCUGGGGUUGCGGGUACCGCCGGCGCGGAGUUGCGCGGCGGGAUGAGCCUUGCGGAGUGAGGGGAGUCCCUGCCCGCACUCCUGCCCUCUCCGCUCCUCUCUUUUCUCGGCUCCGCCCGGCUCCGCUCUGGCUUCAGGCCCCUUCUCUCUGCGCUGCGGCGGGCGGAGGCGGCGGAAGGAAAAGCCCAUGGAGGGGAACCGGGACGAGGCCGAGAAGUGCAUCGGGAUCGCGCGGGAGGCGCUGGAGGCCGGCAACCGUGACCGUGCUCUCCGCUUCCUCGGCAAGGCCCAGAAGCUGUACCCGACUGAGACUGCCCGAGGAUGGAUGUUGCUGGUAAAUAACCUGAAGGAAGUUUUGUUGGAAGCUAUUACAAAGAAUGGAAGUACUGCUGGGGGAGGCGCUUACUGCCAAAAACCAGCCAGUAGCAAUGAUCAAAGUAAGCCCAGUAACACGAAGGAGAACAAUGCAUCUGCAGCAGGAGAAAGUGGAAAAAGCUAUACUGCAGACCAAAUGGAAGGAGUAUACAGUAUAAAGAAAUGUAAAAACUAUUAUGAAGUCCUUGGGGUGUCAAAGGAUGCGGGUGAAGAAGACCUAAAGAAGGCUUAUAGAAAACUUGCUUUGAAAUUCCACCCAGACAAAAACGAUGCACCUGGAGCAACAGAGGCUUUUAAAAAAAUUGGAAACGCGUAUGCUGUGCUGAGUAAUCCAGAAAAGCGAAAGCAGUAUGACCUUACAGGCAGUGAAGAGCAAACAUGCAGUCACCCUAGCAACGGCAGAUUCAACUUCCAUAGAGGUUGUGAGGCAGAUAUUACCCCAGAGGAUCUAUUCAACAUGUUUUUUGGAGGGGCCUUUCCAACAGGUAGUGUACAUUCAUUUUCUAAUGGUCGUGCUGGCUACAGUCAUCCUAAUCAGCACCGUCAGAGUGGACAUGAGAGGGAGGAAGAGAGGGGUGAUGGAGGUUUCUCUAUGUUCAUUCAGCUGAUGCCUAUUAUUGUACUGAUCCUUGUCUCCUUGUUGAGCCAGUUGAUGGUAUCUAACCCUCCUUAUGCCUUAUACCCAAGAUCAAGUACAGGGCAGACCAUAAAAAUGCAGACGGAAAACUUGCGUGUCAUUUAUUAUGUCAACAAGGACUUUAAAAAUGAAUACAAAGGAGAGUCAUUACAGAAAGUGGAAAAGAGUGUGGAAGAGGAUUAUGUGUCCAAUAUUCGUAAUAACUGUUGGAAGGAGAGGCAACAAAAAACAGACUUACUUUAUGCAGCAAAAGUGUAUCGAGAUGACCGUCUCCGAAGGAAAGCAGAUUCCAUGUCCAUGGACAACUGCAAAGAACUAGAACGGCUGACCAGCCUCUAUCGAGGAGGAUGAACUACACUUAUCCGCAUCCAUCUUUAUGUAUGCCAUUCUGUCUCUUGUAAAUUAAGAAGAGAUUAGUUUCACCAUGAAUACUGGAAAAGAGGGGUGGAUGUAAAACUCUACUGUGUAGCUGUUUCCAGAAACCUUAUGCUGAAAUAUCAUUUAAUGGCUUCUUUACCUACUGUGAAAUAUAGGUAACUUUAAUUGUCUAGAUUUUACUUCCAAGCUUCUGUGAAUUCUUUCAGCAGAGAGAAUAGCUCAGAAAGGAUGCUAUACUUGUAGAGACUUAGUCAUAGUGGUUCUCCUCUAACAUAUUUGCCAUGUAAAUAUCUGUGGAAAGAACACUUUGUGUAUAUACGAGUUAAAUGACUUUCUAUUUAAAAAUCUCAGAAAUUUAGUUCCAUACAACAUUUUGUCUCAUUGAUGGAAUAAAUAGUAUGAUUACAUUACUCCUAUUCAGAUGUCAAGUGUGGAGUUGAAACAAGAAUUUUUAAUAUUUUAUCUCUAUGUAAAAUCUUCUAGGUUUACCAGCUUAGAGGAACUUGGUAUUUUUAAAUAUAAUGGCAUAUAUUCCUAAAUAUCUGUUGGGGUACAUUGAUCUGGUGUAGAGUAGCAGUUAGCUGUUGUAGUUUUUUAGCGUUUCUAAGCAAUGCUGAGAAACCUAAGAACUACGCUGAUCUCUUUUUCCAAGUAAAUAUUUGCAAACGCUGUACAGGCCAUUAUAAGCAUUGCUUUUAGUACUUGCAGCAGUUUACAGCAGCUCUACCAUUUGGUAUUCCAGUAGUAGUAAAUCCAUGCGUAUGGUUAACAUGCAUCCAUAGCUUCCUGAAUUUUCACUGGAAAGGCAGAGGAAAACAUGCAAUAGUAAAAUCUUAAAGCUAAAAAAAAAAUUAGAAAAAGGCAACCUUUUUUUUUUUUUUUUUUCCUGUCAGGCUUCCAUUUUCUUACUCUUUUUUUAUUUCAAGCUAGGUCCCAACACUGAUUCCUCAAUGGGUACCACAGGUAGAACAGGGAAACAUUGCUAAGGACAAACUAUGUGCCUUUCAACACUUCCGCCAACUAUUUAAAUGCUUUGCUAGCUUGCAGUAGGCUCCUAUGGUCAGAGCCAUAUCGCUUGUCCCAGGGCAGAAGAGGUAGAGUAUGCAUUUUUCUGGACCAGAAUGUUGCUGGACAGAUUUCCUAGAUGUGAGCAAACAUGCCAUCUGGUCUGUACGUGGGAACUAUAUGUAGCCACACCUGCCGAUGCAAAGAGGUGUUUUGAAGCAGCUAAGUACAAUGUACUUGAAGUUUAUCAAAAGCACGUUGAAACUGUUUUUAGGUUCAGUAGCUGAUGUGUUUACAUUUUAACAGGGCUGUGCAGGCGAAUCUUUCUUGUAUUUGAGAAUGCCAGGUGGCUCCUAAUAAGGGCAGUAUUUUUUGUCUGAGAAAACUGCUAUGUUUGAGCAAUGCUAUCAGUUAAUGUGGAGCCAAGUUCUUCUGAACUGAAUGUUUAAAUACUUGACUGCCUUCAUUGGAAUUCCUCCUGAUCCAGAGCAGGACUUGACUUUAGAGAUACACUAAAUGCUAUUGCUCUGAGUGACCCAGAAAUCAUUUUGCAUUAUAUACCUUUUCUAAGCUGUCCCACUGGAAAUGUUGGUGUAAAAUGAGAGGGACUAGCUGCAGGCUUCUAAGUAAGCAGCUAAACCAGCAUUCAGGGUAGACAUGAAAGCCUGAGGUACAAAGCAGAACUAACAGCUGCUGAAACAAAUGGGAAAAUAAAAGGGUUGCUGUACUGGAUGUCCUUACUAAGAUCGUAGGAAAACCAUGCAGAAGUAAUGGAAAGGCACCCAUGUGUUUGAAGUCUGCAAUAGAAAUUUAUGGAGAAAACAUGAUUCCCCAGAUUUUGUAACUGUCCAGAAUGUACUGUAAUUAUACUAAUGAAAACAAACUAUCAAAGUACGUACUGGUACUCCUGUGUCUUCUUAAUAGAAGAAAAUUGUUCCAAAGGCUUUAAUAAGUAGUUGCGCCUUCCCAUUCACAGAUGAGUGUGAGCUUGCAGAGUGAUCUUUUAGUUCAGAUGCCACACACACAUCAAAUAUCAGAACAGUGAAGUCAGAGUGAAAAGAUGCUGUUAGCAUCGUAUAGUAAUCAGGUGGGUUAUGUCUGCCCUGCUCCUGCAGCAGCUGAGAAGCAGGUAAAUGGACGAAUAUUUUGGGCUGUGUUAGGGUGGCUAGAUUGCUAUCAGUAGGUACCUCAGCAAAGCAGAAUCAUGCAGUGGCUGUGGCAGCACAGGUGUCCCAGUAGUUUAAAAGCAAGACCUGGGUGGCUACAUCUCACUGGAUUAUCGACUGCAAUUGCCAUUUUCAGGGAAGUUACUUAGUAUUUAAAAGAUUGAACGGUGGCACACUUUGAAAUAUGCAGUGACAUGUAGAAGGAUGCUGUUAUUUCCCAUAGCAUAACAUUUAACCUGCUCUAAAUGUGGUCUGCAAAUGUUCCUUCAAUAUUCCACGUAGCUGUUUCUGUCCUCAUGAUUGCUACUGUUUUCUCAAGUCUGAAGGAUUUUUUCUUUAGAAAAGGAAAAAGGAGGAAUCUGCUGGAAAUUUCAGAAUGGAUUUUCUUACGAACAAGAUGCCAACAGAAGAGAGUGGAGUACUUGGGUAUUUGCAUUUGACCUUUCUUCAGAAGAUGUUCUCAUUGAACUAAGGUAUCAUAAAGAAAGGGAAAAAACAAACUGGUUUUGAAUGGCUUGACUAAAAAUCCCUGAACUUUUCUAGCUACCAAGAAUUAACUCCUUACUCUACUUACACAUUACCUGUAUAUUGAAUCUAGAAUUAAAAAUAGGACAUGCAUGGGUUUUUGAUUUCUCCUCUACAAGGGCAAGCAGGAAGGUCCUGCAGAAAGUGAAAACUUUUGACAUGACUCUGACAUGUCAUACCCUAAUGAGAAAGGGAGAUUAUAGCGAUCAGUCUGUGUUCUAUUUAUGGAGCAUCCUGAGUCACAAGUGUGUUCAGUGUUCACAUCUGAUGAACAUUUCCCUACAAGUUCUCUAACUGUUCAGGUAAAACAAGAUUAAAUUUAAUUUUACUUUUUUUUUUUUUAACCUUUUUUUAGUCUUGAUUCUUUUACAAGUUUGCAAGAAAAGUAGAACACUAUAGCACUAAAAUGUAAUAGAUGCAUUUAAAUAGGCAGCAGAGACAACUUUAAAUUAUGUACAUUUUUAAUGUAAUUUUGUAAUGAAUGCUGUAAAAGGAUUAAAAUGAGAGGGCAAGAA
This is a messenger RNA of Pezoporus occidentalis (night parrot), 4653 nucleotides long. It is a transcript of the gene DNAJB14, whose product is annotated as DnaJ heat shock protein family (Hsp40) member B14. Bases 240 to 1415 code for a protein of 391 amino acids. Gene Ontology annotation, cellular component: endoplasmic reticulum membrane. The record is from RefSeq and is a predicted model, not a curated record. The transcript is spliced from 10 exons. Gene Ontology annotation, molecular function: Hsp70 protein binding. Gene Ontology annotation, biological process: cellular response to misfolded protein. NCBI's taxonomy places the organism in Eukaryota, Metazoa, Chordata, Aves, Psittaciformes, Psittacidae.